AUGGUUCGCAUCGACGCUGUUGCCCUUGUGGCCUUUGCCACCUACACCUUCUCGAUGCCCCUUGAUUCCCAAGCUCGCGGUGGCCUGGAGCCUUCGCAGGGUAGUGAACCCCCGAACGACAGUGGUUUCCAGCUUGCGGCACCUCCGAUGAAAGCUGGAAAUUCCGAUGUGAACAGCGGUGGUCUUGAAUCGUCUUUGGGUCAGGAUGCUGGGAUCUCUGGAAAUCCCGUGAACAGCGGUGGUCUUGCAUCGUCUUCGGGUCAGGAUGCUGGGAUCUCUGGAAAUCCCGAUGCGAACGGCGGUACUGAAGCGCCUUCGACUGAGGAGACGGAUCUGGUCACUCAACUCCAAACUUCCAUCAAAGGAGCUCUUAAAGUGCUUCAACAGCUAAAGACUGAAAGGGGGUCCCAAGGGGAGUCCGAAGUGCCCGGAGAGGGGUCCCAAGGAGAGUCCGAAUUGCCCGGAGACGGGUCCCAAGGGGAGUCCGAAGUGCCCGAAGGGGGGCCCCUUGGAAGUUCCGGGCCCGGUCUUGGCGGCGUGGGAACCAAUACCCCAGUCAAAGGCAUCGAAAAUGGACAGUAG
Messenger RNA from Metarhizium album ARSEF 1941, 582 nucleotides. RefSeq lists its product as uncharacterized. The record is from RefSeq and is a predicted model, not a curated record. NCBI's taxonomy places the organism in Eukaryota, Fungi, Ascomycota, Sordariomycetes, Hypocreales, Clavicipitaceae. The transcript has 2 exons. The coding region runs from base 1 to 582 and encodes 193 amino acids.